Molecule: messenger RNA, 1554 nt
Organism: Dromiciops gliroides (monito del monte)
Lineage: Eukaryota; Metazoa; Chordata; Mammalia; Microbiotheria; Microbiotheriidae
Gene: KLK10
Product: kallikrein related peptidase 10
Exons: 6
Coding region: 88-936 (282 amino acids)
Biological process (GO): proteolysis
Molecular function (GO): serine-type endopeptidase activity
Source: RefSeq, a predicted model, not a curated record
CUAGGGAUCAGGAGCAGAGGAGCUGGUAGCCCACACACGACUAGGAGACGAUCCAGCUACCCAGAGCCCCUCCCUGAGACACUGUGCAUGAACCCCCCGCUUCCAAGUAUGAGGAAUCGAAACUCCAUCCACACCGUCCUGUGGUUCUUAGUGCUUGCUUCCUGCAGGGCUGCACCUGGAACCUCAGUUUCCCCAAUCCCAGAGGCCUUGGAGGCCCCGGAGGCCUUGGAGGUCCGGGAGACUAGGAUUACCCAGUGCGCCCGCGGCUCACAGCCUUGGCACGUCUCGCUCUUCAAAGACCUCUCAUUCCGCUGUGCUGGAGUACUAGUGGACCGCAACUGGGUACUAACCGCAGCCCACUGCGCAGAAAGCUGGCUUUGGGCCAAACUCGGUGACUACCAUCUGCUGCUAGCUGAUGGAGGAGAACAACUCAAAAUCAGCUCCGUGAUGAUCCCACACCCCAAGUACAAGGUGGGUUCUGGCCCUUCCUUGCCUGCCCGCACAGAUGAGCACGACCUUCUAAUGAUGAAGCUUCGUCGACCAGCUGUCCUUGGACCUCGGGUCCAGGUCUUACCUCUGGCCAGGACCUGUGCUGCCCCAGGGACUCGAUGCCAGGCUGCAGGCUGGGGCACUACCAGCCAACCCCGAGUGAAAUACAGCAAGAGCCUGUCCUGUGCAGAGGUCACUGUCCUGUCUCCCAAAGAGUGUGCUACUUCCUACCCCGGGGUGCUUACAAACAAUAUGAUAUGUGCUGGCUUGGACAAUGGCCAGGAUGCCUGUCAGAGUGACUCUGGAGGUCCUCUGGUCUGCAAUGGAACCCUCCAGGGCAUCCUGUCCUGGGGCGAUUACCCCUGUGGUUCAGCCCAUCGGCCAGCUGUUUAUACCUGGACCUGUAAAUACUACUCCUGGAUUGAGAAGAUCAUUCGAACCCACUGAACCCCUUACAGCCUUCCCAGUAAUCUUGUGACCCUCAUAUCUUCUGUUCUUCCCACCCAGACCCUGACUGCUUGACCUUAUAACUCCUGUCUGCUUGAGGAUGCCGGCAAUCCUCAGCUUCCCAGCCUCACAGAUGCGAUCCUCUCAAAGAACCAGACACCUGGGCCCACAGCCAUGACCCUCCUCUCUGGGACCCAAGGGCCUGGUCUCCUGGGUGCCUUGAAAGGACUGGGGCAUCCAGUGUCUCACUUCACUUCAGUGAAAGGAUCAAGCAUAGAUUCACAGAGCUUUCAGUCUGCUUAAGAGAGCUGUCCUUAGCAUCAACCUACCUGGGACUUCUGAGGCAGCCCCACUCUUCUUUCCCAAAGCUUUGGGGCAGGUCCCUUACUUCCAACCACUUCCUUUGUCCUCCUGUUUCAUUUCCUGCUUCCUGGUCCUGCUCAAUGACUGUUCUACCUGUCAGAGCAGAUCUCUGAAUCACUGGGAAGCCUCAGUUCCCUGUCUUCCCCUCUUUCAUCUCUGCACACCCCUUACCCUUAGGGUCAGUUGGGACACUGCACUUGGGCCCAUGGACAUCUUCAAAGACAUUUUGGGGAUUCUUAGAAGAUAAGGGAGGAG